This is a messenger RNA of Rubroshorea leprosula, 1195 nucleotides long. The record is from the annotation of a GenBank genome assembly. NCBI's taxonomy places the organism in Eukaryota, Viridiplantae, Streptophyta, Magnoliopsida, Malvales, Dipterocarpaceae.
ACGAGGAGAAGAUAUUAAGGAAAUGAAUUGCGGUCUUUGGAAGUUAGGCGGAUAAUCAUCCACCAAAAAGACCGCCACCUUCGUGGGCUUUUUCGCCUCCACAACCUCCGAAGAGCAAAGCCGCGUUCGUAUUCUGAAAUCUCUGAAUCGAAGGAGAGAGAGAUGCAUCGAUCAUCCAGCAGUUCUCCGGUUUCGGAGGAGGUCUUCUCGAACUCUUCGCCGUUUCAAAGCACGGAGACGACGGAGCUGAGCCGGCAACAGCUUCCCACUCUCAAUCCCCUCUCCAACGCCGCCAAAAAAGAAAGGUCCCGUCUCAGAUCCGCCGAGAACGCCAUCCACAUCAUCCCUCUCGUUCUUGUUCUCUGUGCCAUCAUUCUUUGGUUAUUCUCCAAGCCAGGUACUAAGAAUACCAUCACUCUAAUAAUCAUGUUGUUUUUUCAAUUUCCAGCAACCCAGUUCCCCUGUGCCUUUUGUUAUUUUUCUCUUUCACUAUGCAGUUGUUUAAAAGUGCUUUCUUUUCCCCAAUUUGCUGUUCAAGUUUUUCCCUUUUCUCUGUUAUGGGUGAAAGUCAUUUUAGUCUCUUUCUGUGGGUGUUUCUUGUUUGGAAUUCAUAUAUGCCUUUUUUUAGUUAUGUUGGAGAAUUGGAACAGCAACUUGGUCAAGUAGUAUAAUUGUGAACAUUGGAAUUAUGUCAAAGUUGUGAACUUGAUAGCUUUGUUUCUUAUACUGUAGCACAAAACCUGAUCACCAUGGGAUGAUUUUGAAGGGCAGAUCUGCAAUGAACUUCUUCAUCUUCAUUAUCUGUUUGAUGGAGCAGACAGUUUUUGGUAUUAGGCUUUUAUGUUUAAUGUGGAAGAUGUUUUCAUGUUUCUGUUAGAUCAUAUGACCAAUUUUGUCUCAUUUCUUAUGUAUAACGUCUGGUGAUGACACAUUAAACCAUAAAAAACAUUUUACUCAAAUUGUAUAUAGCUCUUCAAUGUUGUUGUUCCUGGUUUUGAACGGUUAAGUUUGGUUCUCUUUUUUCUGGUUCCAAAUCCAUCAAGACAGAAUGCCAAUUCCUUCAUUAAUCCAUAACCCAUUGUGUGAAUUCUAUCUGCAUGUUAGAUUACAGGACUCUGUCUGGAACCACAAAACCUGCACUGCAUCCACUUUUAUUUCACUGUUAACAAGUGUAUAUGUGAUGUAUUUGGGUGGA